AUGAUGAGCAAAUGGGAUGUAUAUGCAUUAUGGAACUGUGGGGCGAGUUUGGGGUGUGACACGGCUGAUGACUUUUUCUUUUCUGGCCUGCUUACUCCUCAAAACACAUCGAACCCAGUUGGAUCGAUGGUCACUCCCGUAAACGUCAUGCAAAUACUAGGCCUCAAUACUCUCGGCAUCUCCUUAGCUCACAUCGACUUUGCACCUUAUGGCCUCAACCCACCCCACACGCACCCUCGUGCAACUGAGGUCAUCGUGGUUUUGGAAGGUACUCUCUACGUCGGCUUCGUGACCUUCAACACUGACAACCGUCUCUUCACAAAGGUCUUGUACCCAGGAGAUGUUUUUGUGUUCCCACAGGGUCUCAUUCACUUUCAUUUUAAUAAUGGAAAGACUAAUACAGUAGCUCUUGCUGCCCUAAGUAGCCAAAACCCCGGAACCAUUACAAUUGCUAAUGCAGUAUUCGGGUCGAAUCCAAUGAUUUCUGAUGAUGUUCUUGCGAAGGCAUUCCAAGUAGACAAGAAGGUGGUAGACCAUCUUCAAGCUCAGUUCUGGUAUCCCAACAACUAGAGAAAUAAACAAUAGAAAACCCAUGAAUCUAUUUAUUAAACUUUAAGCAAAUAUGACUUAAUAGAUAACAUAAAUAAGUGGGUUGGUUAUGAAUGAUUUCCUUAAAAUUGUUUUCCUAUGAUUUUAUAAUAAUGAAGUUUGUUAAAUAGUACUCUUUGUCUCUCUUCUCAUAUAAUGAUGACAUUUUCAUGAUUUUUUUCUAGGCUUCCUAUUGAUAGAAUGAUUACACACUUGAUC
Molecule: messenger RNA, 807 nt
Organism: Camellia sinensis
Lineage: Eukaryota; Viridiplantae; Streptophyta; Magnoliopsida; Ericales; Theaceae
Source: RefSeq, a predicted model, not a curated record